AUGGGGUUUGGGGCUGUUGUCCAAGAUUGUAGUGGCAAGGCAGUUGCGGGUUUUUGUUCAACAAUGCCUGGUGUUUUUUCUCCAAUUCUGGCUGAGGCUCGUGCACUUCUUGCAGCUCUUCAAUGGUGUCAAAUGGUCAAAUUUCCUUUGGAUUCUAUUAGAUCAGACUGUUUGCUUUUAGUUAAUAAAAUAAAUAACAAAUGUAAGGAUAGAUCUUCUCUUUCUGAUGUGAUUACAAGAGUACUGAUAUCUCUAUCCUUUUUUCCUACUGCCAAGGUUUAUAAUGUACCAAGAGAUAGUAAUGAAUUGGCUCAUCAUCUUGCUAAGAAGGCUUUAGGAAUAGGUAAAGAUUGA
Cannabis sativa is the source of this 354-nucleotide messenger RNA. RefSeq lists its product as uncharacterized. The record is from RefSeq and is a predicted model, not a curated record. Lineage: Eukaryota; Viridiplantae; Streptophyta; Magnoliopsida; Rosales; Cannabaceae. Gene Ontology annotation, molecular function: RNA-DNA hybrid ribonuclease activity; nucleic acid binding. The transcript has a single exon. Bases 1 to 354 code for a protein of 117 amino acids.